Eremothecium sinecaudum is the source of this 1863-nucleotide messenger RNA. RefSeq names its product HDL505Wp. The record is from RefSeq and is a predicted model, not a curated record. NCBI's taxonomy places the organism in Eukaryota, Fungi, Ascomycota, Saccharomycetes, Saccharomycetales, Saccharomycetaceae. Bases 1 to 1863 code for a protein of 620 amino acids. The transcript has a single exon.
AUGACGUAUUUUGAUAGCUUGAUUGAUGUUUCGCCACAUAUAAAUCCAACGCCUUUAAAUCAUGGGUAUAGCGAAGAGGUGGAUGAGCAGGGUGAGGUAACCAGAGAAUGUGCUUGCGAUAGAUUGGUGGUAUUUGUGAAUGGGGCGGGGAAGGCGCACAACAGGAACCUGGCGCAAUCUAACAAAUUUUUGGAUUUCAUUCAGGAACGACAAAUACAGUUUCUAACAAUCCGGUUGAUAGCUGAGGGUAAGCUUCCAUGCGACGUGUAUUUUCACGAGGGAUGGAGAGUGCUAGCGAAGAAGUAUGAGCUUUUCGAUAUGCUUUCGUUACAAGAUCUGAACCGUGAUAUUGGCGAUGCGUACUACUAUUGUGAUGCGAACCUGGUGAUGAAUACAGAACGAGCUAACUACGUUAACAUACUCGUAGAUAUGUGGAGAGAUGGAAAGGGGGGAGCCAGUUACGUUUGUAUAUUUGCGAAUUUUGUUCCGCGGUUGCUGGUUGGUGCUGUGGAAGGGGAAACCUACGAAACUUGGCUUAAUGAUUCGUUAAAGGCCGAGAAUAGACAAUUGUUGGGGUUUAUCCCAUUGUUAGACCCUAAAAGUAUGCCGGAGAAGGUUAAAAUCUUCCACGAGGUGAUGGAAAAAUAUCGGUUGAAAGAAAGUGUGUUAAGUUUUGUGAUUAACGACAUCGAUAUUUCUUUGACUGCAGAUGAUUUAGAGCCCUAUUACUGCCCUGAACUGUCACCAACUCCUUGUAUCAAUGCGUCUGAUCGCGUUCUGGACGUCAUUUCGUUCAUCAUGUUUCGACAUGCGAUUAGUGAGCCUUUGUUAGGAGACAUUUUCUCUUCGUUCGUGUCUUGGCCUGGAGUAAUACUUUGCCUAUCCGACAAAAACUGCUCGUACUACGACCAUGACUUUCAAGAGGGAUGCGAUACUUUCUAUUUCUCUGAAUGGCAGUAUUAUACUUUUGAGAAUCUGAAGUAUUUUCUUGACCUUGAUAAAGGAUACGAAGCUUGGCUCGAUUGGGAAUUCGACAAGCGUUAUAUUUUCGAUACAGAACGUAUGAAGCUGCCUGAAAACUUAAAUGAGGAUCAGCUCUGUAUUUUCAACUACUUUGUGUCGCUCAUGUUACCAUUAAGGACUCUUUAUGACAGACUUCAGGAAAACAAUGACAAUGAGUUGCUUCUCUGUUAUAUAAUGUACGACUCGAUCUUUCGUUAUUACUCCGCCAUAAAAAGCUUCUGGCGUAAUAAAACUAUCCGCACCGUUGAUCGAGUAGACUAUUCAUUUUUAAAUCCACCAGCCGGCCUGGGAAUGAAAACUGUACAAGCGCUGCUACGGUGUGUGUUGUCUACUGAGAGGAUAUUCAUUGAUUACUACGAGCAAUUCAUCAGCAAUCCUCUACCAAGUGUUUCCAUAGUAUUAAAUCCUACUAUGAAAACAAGGUUCAUUCAGUCAGUAUUUCCGGAAGAAUCUACUCGCCAUAAAGCUAACGCUCUGAAGUAUCUCUUUCAUUAUUUAACCAAUAAGACGAUUAGGAAGGACUUUAGUAGCUCCAAUCCCCACAGUGAGCUUCUAGUUUAUCUGGCAAGACCACCGGCGCCCGACGUUGGGAAAUACACUAGUGUAUCAUUAAUAAAGUACUGGUUUGAUAGGAAAGAAUUGUGGUCAGAAUUAUCUGUAUUAGCUGUAUCGUUGUUCUAUUCCAACUGGACGACAAAACCUGCCUUAUUGGAAAUUGAACGAAGAGUUCAUGCUUUACAGAGGGCCAAUGGCAUGGAUCUAGAUUAUCCACAACUUGAAAGACUCGUUAAAAUCAACCAUAAUAUGACAAAGUUCGGGAUGUCGUAUGGUCCUGCAUAA